Trypanosoma theileri is the source of this 555-nucleotide messenger RNA. RefSeq names its product receptor-type adenylate cyclase. The transcript has a single exon. The record is from RefSeq and is a predicted model, not a curated record. The annotation marks the transcript as partial. NCBI's taxonomy places the organism in Eukaryota, Euglenozoa, Kinetoplastea, Trypanosomatida, Trypanosomatidae.
AUGUGUAAACAAUGUAUAGAACUAAGCUUAACUACCUGUUGUGGACGCUACAGCAGGUAUGUGAAAGAGUUGAACGUCAGUCCUGGAUCCCGGCAGGUGGGACUGUCGUUGCUCUNGUUCCAGGCGGAGUGGGAGAAGUUUGCUGCUACCCUACCGCAGUCCGUGAGUAUCUUUGGCAAGACCUCAAAGACAACGGAGGCGUUCAUCCAGAUGAUGAUGUCUGACAGUCGUGUCAAUGAGGCGUAUGUGCAGUCUCCCCUAGGCACACAAGGCACUAUAAUCUCGUACUAUAAGGCUGCUGUUGCUGCCGGCACCCCUUUUCUGGCUGGACGCGUCAUCACAACGGGUUCAAACCCGCUGCCUACGGACACGCGGUAUGAGGCGGUCAUGCGGUUCCAAACUCUGAUGACGAACUACCUGAAGAACAGCAACCAGUCGGACUACCAGAAUCCUGAGGUCUUUCUGGAGGACGAGGUUGUUGGGGAGUUGAUGGUGGGCGGCUGGAUAGCCGGUGAGAUCAUCGUGGAGACCCUUGCCUCAUCCGAGUGGACGAAG